GUUAUACUGUGAUUGAAGCGGUUAGUUGAACUAGCUAGCAUUGGUUACACAUCGAUGACGUCGCAUGUAUUACUGUUUCUAUUACUGCUACUGGGAGCUCAGCUGCAGGCACAACUGGAAGUACCAGAAUCGAGUGAUAAUGUACCUACACACUUUGGGAAUUGCUUAACGGACCUCGGCUCUGGACAAUGUGUGUAUCGCAGCAAAUGUGUUUUUCCUGAAUAUUUGAAUAAACUAGAUGUCGAGAGCAACCGGCAAUGCUACUCGCUGCAGAGACCCGGAUUGGUAUGUUGCCCUACUGAACAAAAUGUUUUGCCUUUGUUGUCAGUGAGAGUAUUACCAGGAGUUCAAACAGGGAAGCAAGAAACGACAGAGCUGCCCAGAUAUCCACACUGUGGCGCUUCUUUUGCCUAUAGAGUGAUCGGCGGCAAAAACACUGAACUGUUCGAAUUUCCCUGGACCGCACUAUUGGAAUACACGGUACGCGAAAAUGGAAACAAACAACACAUUUGCGGUGCCUCGUUCAUUGCUUCACGAUGGCUCCUUACGGCAGCCCAUUGCGUUCACAGCCAUUUUGUUGGAAAUUAUCGAACAUUGACAGGGGCCCGUCUGGGCGAAUGGAAUAAGACGAGUAAUCCAGACUGCAUAAUCCAGUUGAAUGGAAAGCAGGAAUGUGCACCGCCACACGUUCAAGUCAGCAUCGAUCUAAAAAUUAUGCAUCCACAGUUUGACUCAGAAAACUUAACUCAUGACAUUGCAUUGUUGCGUCUCGCACAACCGAUAGAUUGGCACCAGCACCAGCACGUGGAGCCCGUUUGCCUACCGCCAGCGCGUGGCUCACGCGCCAAUCAGCUCGUGAGCAGCGCUGCUGACGUUUCGGGCUGGGGCGCUACCGAGCAUAACAAUCAGCCUAGCGAUGUGAAGCGCAAGGCCGUACUCUACGUCCAGCCGCAAGAACAGUGUGAGGCGUCUUUUCGCCAGCUUGGCUACACCAUUAAUAAUGGUCAGCUUUGUGCCUCAGGUGGUGUUAACGUCGAUUCUUGUUUAGGCGAUUCAGGUGGUCCGCUCACCGUCGAAGCGUACACGCCCCAGAAAGAUCACUACGUUUAUCAGGCCGGCAUAGUUUCGUACGGCAAAGAGAUUUGCGGAGAGACAGACUUUCCCGGCGUUUACACAAGAGUCAGCACUUACAUGGACUGGAUUGAACAGACCAUAAACAACAACAGCAAAACCCCUGGAAACAUUAGUUAGGAACAAUUACAAG
Drosophila novamexicana is the source of this 1264-nucleotide messenger RNA. RefSeq names its product serine protease easter-like. Bases 55 to 1251 code for a protein of 398 amino acids. The record is from RefSeq and is a predicted model, not a curated record. Gene Ontology annotation, molecular function: serine-type endopeptidase activity. NCBI's taxonomy places the organism in Eukaryota, Metazoa, Arthropoda, Insecta, Diptera, Drosophilidae. The transcript has 3 exons. Gene Ontology annotation, biological process: proteolysis.